This is a messenger RNA of Physcomitrium patens, 1058 nucleotides long. Its product is annotated as FK506-binding protein 2. Gene Ontology annotation, cellular component: endoplasmic reticulum. Gene Ontology annotation, molecular function: peptidyl-prolyl cis-trans isomerase activity. The record is from RefSeq and is a predicted model, not a curated record. Gene Ontology annotation, biological process: protein peptidyl-prolyl isomerization. NCBI's taxonomy places the organism in Eukaryota, Viridiplantae, Streptophyta, Bryopsida, Funariales, Funariaceae.
CUCGAUGCGCUUUCCCACCAGAUCAACGACGGAUAGCAUGACAAUGCACUUCGUUCUCAUCGACGCUUACGAAAGCGAUACCGUAAGUUUCGUUGUCCCUCUCUUUUGGACAGUUGCAUGGUGGAAAGCUCACAGUAGAUACAAGAGUUUGAGGUUGCGAAGCUGAUGACUGCAAGGCUAUGGCCAUCGUGAAAGCGGCAUAUGUAGUAGUAGUCACCUGUUUUGUGAUUGCAACCGUAGUCGAUGGCAAGAUUGAGAAAGAAGUGACGGAGCUUCAGAUUGGCGUGAAAUUCAAGCCCAAUAGCUGCCAAUUGAAGGCGCAUAAUGGCGACUCCGUGAGUGUGCACUACCGUGGCACGCUCACCGACGGGACGCUGUUUGAUGAGAGUUAUGGUCGAGGCCAACCAUUUGAUUUUAAGCUCGGGCAAGGGUCUGUCAUUAAGGGCUGGGAUCAGGGUAUCCUAGGGAUGGGCGUUGGGGAGAAGCGGAAGUUGAAGAUCCCUGCCAAGCUUGGCUAUGGCGCUCAAGGUGCCCCGCCAAAGAUCCCAGGAGGCGCAACUCUGAUCUUUGAGACUGAACUUGUGGCUGUGAAUCUGAAAACUGGCUCUGGUCUCGAGGAUGUUAAGGAUUCCGGAGUUAACGUCGAUGAGUUUUAGAUAAGGCUUGCUUCUUCGCAAGAAAUUUGGAGUAGUUUGUUAGGGUUAGCUGAUGUGUCGCUUGAUCCUCGUCUUAGGUCAUGCGAUUGGUUUCUGUAGUAACUGGUGACAUUAGAGACCUUUGAGCAGUCAGUCUGCGGAUAAGUCAUUGUCUUGAAGUUUUCUCGACAGGCCGAACUGAUAGGAUGUUACAAUUAAAUUUAUUGAUUCAUCGUUCAACCUCAUAUGAUUUAAUAUCAAAACGUUGCUAUGCCUUAGAGGCUCACGUUAGUCCUUUUCGAAGCCUCAGUGUGUACCUGAUUUGCAGUUAUGACAUUCUAGAAAUAUGCGAACAAUGAAUUGCGCUUUCAUUUGACUUCCUAAGUCGGGAAUUCACUUGAUCGUGUCUUAGGAUUUCCAUUA